Molecule: messenger RNA, 954 nt
Organism: Polistes canadensis
Lineage: Eukaryota; Metazoa; Arthropoda; Insecta; Hymenoptera; Vespidae
Exons: 4
Coding region: 1-954 (317 amino acids)
Source: RefSeq, a predicted model, not a curated record
AUGCCGUUCAUGUUCAGUGUAGCAGUUGCUGUUAAAUGUGCAGGUGUAGGUGCAUUUGUAGUAGCUGGUGUUGUGGCAAUUGCAGAUGUAUGGGUGGUUUUAGUAGCAUUAGCCUUUGCAUGGUUGGUUACAGUGGCAUUUGCAGAAGCAUUGGCAGUUCUAGCUUCAGUUGCAGUUGCUGUUGCAUUUGCAGUUGCCAGUGCAUCAGAAUCUGAGGCAAAUGUUGCUAAAGUUUUAGAUACAGUUUCAUUUGCCGUUGCUAUUUUAUAUGCAGUUACGGUUGCAUGUUUAGUUGCAGUUGCAUUCGCAGUUGAAUGUGCAGUAGCAGUUGUAUUUGCCAAUGCAUGUGCAAUUGCCGGGGCAUAUGUAGUUGCAGUGGCAGCUUAUUUUGCAGUUUUAUUUGCAGUUAAAGGUAAAGAUGAUGUUUCAGUUGCUUGUUUAGUAGUAGUUGCAACUGAAGGUUAUAGUGCCGUUGCAGUUGCUGUUUCAUUUGACGUUAAAUGUGCAGUUUUAGAUACAGUAUCAGUUUUACGUGCUGUUAGAGUUGCAUUUGUAGUUGCAUGUGUGUGUGCAGUAGCAGUUGCAAUGGCUUUUGCAGCUUUAUGUGCAGUAGCAGUUGCAAUGGCCUUUGCAGCUUCAUGUGCAGUUGCUGAUGCAUUUGCAAUUGCUGGUGCAUGUGCAGUUGCAUUUUUAGUAGCAGUCUCUAAUUCAUGUGCAAUUAUUAGUGCAAGUGCAGUUGCAGUUGCAUUUGCAUUUCCCGGGACAAGUGCAGUAGCAUUUCCCUUUUCUGUUGCAGUUGCUGUUUUAUGUACAGUUGCAGUUGUAUUGGUAGAGGCAUGUGCAGCGGCAGUUGCAGUUGCUGUUGCAUGUGCCGGUGUUGAUGCAUUUUCAAAUGCAGGUGCAGUAGCAAUUGCAGUUAUAUGUGCUGUUGCAGUUGCAGCUAAAGUUACAUAG